GUUCCUCUAUGAAAAAGUGGUUCUUUGAAUCCACGCACUUUGUUUCUCUGCGAAGAGGCGGUCACCGCUGUUGGGUAGCCCCGUGCCCAACAUAAAUCUUAGGUCGCCGCUUUCACCCUCUAAGGUGCAUGGAAAUGAAAAACUCCGCGCCAAGGUGUCGCUGAGUUCGAGAGUGCUGGGCAAAUCGUGGCGACUCCUCUACAUCUUCGGCGUUCCCUUGCUGCUGCUUCCAGUGGCCAUGUAUGUUGAAGGAAAGGCAGGAUGGUGUGCAUACAUUCUCCUGUGGAUGGCGUUCUACUGGUCGGCCGAAGCGAUUCCACUGGCCGCUACGGCGCUGAUGCCCGUCUUCCUAUUCCCGCUUUUUGGCAUCCUGAAUUCGCAGAAAGUGGCUUCCUUCUACCUCAACGAAAUUGGCAUGGUCAUGCUGUGCUCUCUCAUCAUGGCUGGGGCUGUAGAGACGAGCAACCUACACAAGAGAAUAGCGCUGAAAUCGUUACUCGGAAUAGGAACAAGUAAUCUGAGGCUACUGCUGGGAUUUAUGCUGGUGACCAUGGCACUCUCCGUGUGGAUACCAAAUACAGCGUCAACGUCAAUUAUGGCGCCAAUCGUCAUUGCGGUCGUUGACCUCGUGCACACCGCUUCCUCCUCCGUGGAAGACGACGAGGAAGGUAAUGCGUCUGAAUGCCUUAACAAGGCCAAGGACAGUGCUCCGGUGCCUCAGCGCAAGCUUUCAAGUUCUCAGCUGACACGACAGAAGGCGCUGCUGACGACGAUGCUGCUAUCAGUGGCGUACGCCGCCAACAUCGGCAGCACGGGGUCACCGAUCGGCACCGGGCCUAAUUUGGUCCUGAAGGACCUUAUCGACGAAAUGUUCCCGAGUUCCACCGAAGUUUCUUUCGCGUCCUGGAUGCUGUACAACAUACCGACGAUGAUUCUUUGCGUCCUCGUCGCCUGGGCCUACCUCCUGCUUUCUUCCAUCCGAACAAUGCGUAGCUCAAGCCACUGCAUGGCACAGGAGAAAGUCCGGGAAGAGAUUGCCAGGCGGUACAACGAGCUUGGCCCACUUAGCUUUCCGGAGAUAUGCGUCAUGUUCCUGAUGGUUGUGAUGAUCCUGCUGUGGGUCACUAUGGAGCCACUGCUGCUUCCAGGAUGGGUGGACCUUUUGCCGUUCGGAAACGCCAUCAAGGCUUCCGCACCGGCCAUGCUGGUGACGCUUUUGCUGUUCUGCAUACCACGUGAUCCGAGGCAGCCGUGGAAGAGCGGACCCAUAAUAACGUGGCGCGAGGCCAGCGACCGGGCCCAGUGGGGUGUCAUGAUUCUCAUCGGUGGUGGAAUGGCUGCCGGUGAAGCCUGCAUGCAAUCCGGGCUCUCGUCACUUCUCGUCGAGCGUCUCAAGGGUCUCGAGGUGCUCCCCGAAGUGCUCACUGUGCUCUUGCUCUGCUUUGCGGCCUCCAUGCUGACUGAGGUGACGAGCAACGCGGCUGUCAGUUCCAUCCUCCUCCCUGUCGUCUGCAGAACGGCAGUCGCCCGGGGCGUUCACCCGCUGUACUUCGCCAUCCCGGUGACCAUCGGCUGCUCGUUCUCCUUCAUGCUGCCGGCGGCCACUCCGCCCAACGCCAUCGUCUACGACCUUGGCAAUCUGCGCAUACCCGACAUGGCGAAGCCAGGGCUUAUGAUGAACAUGUUGUGCUCCCUGGUAGAGACCGCCAUGAUCCACGCCCUCGGAGUCUACGUCUUCGGCCUGCAGUCCUUUCCCGAGUGGGCCAGGGAGAAAGAAUUGUCGCCCUUGCUGAAUGUCACCGACAGUCACGUACACACGUCGAUUUCAAUGGCACAGAACUACACAAAUGUACUUUCCGCUGUAACAGAACGAGCAAUAAUAUAACCAUCUAUUCGACGGAAAUGGUCUCGAGAAAUUCGCUAGACGUGCACGGAAAUGAGCCAUUAAUCUAUAGAGGUUAGAAGGCUCCAGCCUCUAUAAUUAAACCGCAAAUAACGAAUAAAGUCGCUUCCGCCAAUGCAGAAGAGUCAUCAGAAAAAAGAAAUCCUUUUCACCAACAA
Molecule: messenger RNA, 2061 nt
Organism: Dermacentor albipictus
Lineage: Eukaryota; Metazoa; Arthropoda; Arachnida; Ixodida; Ixodidae
Product: Na(+)/citrate cotransporter-like
Biological process (GO): citrate transport; transmembrane transport
Cellular component (GO): membrane
Molecular function (GO): succinate transmembrane transporter activity; citrate transmembrane transporter activity
Source: RefSeq, a predicted model, not a curated record